This is a messenger RNA of Trypanosoma cruzi, 474 nucleotides long. RefSeq lists its product as uncharacterized. Lineage: Eukaryota; Euglenozoa; Kinetoplastea; Trypanosomatida; Trypanosomatidae. The transcript has a single exon. The record is from RefSeq and is a predicted model, not a curated record. Bases 1 to 474 code for a protein of 157 amino acids.
AUGGAGCCGUGUGUCACGCCCCGCGUGACUCUCACCCCCAUUCCACCCUCCUUGCUCGCCGACACGACCUCCUCGGCAGGGAAGGACGGGGGCGAAGAAGUGGCGAAUGCAAACACCGCGAUGCCGCCGCUGCAUACGGCGCGGCAGCACGACAACAACAACAACAAAAGGAGCGUGAGCGCAAAGGCCCAACGGCGUCAGCCGUGCGUGGAUGUGGUGGAGUUGGAUGAGCCCUCCGUCUACUGUCCAUCGAUCGCCACGGAUCACGCGGGCCCGCUCACACCGCGGCCCCUCGCCGUGCUGCGGCAGAGCCCAACACACGAGCCGCGGCGCAGGAGAAGUGGCGGGGAUCGCGAUCGGUUCCAGACGAGAAAAAUCACCAGUUGGAUGACAACCACCACAUCCACCACCGUUUCCCUGCCCUCCGCGACGGUGGCUAUUCGAACAGUCCCAAGCCUGCCGCUCGGGUUUUAA